AUGAGAGGUAAUUUGGUGAUUAUCGCGUUUCUGUACGGGUUUUGUGAAGCCAGUGAAGGGUUUUCGAAGUCUCGGGGUGUUUUCGCUAAUCGGCUUAAAGGGAAAGUGCAAGAUGUGUCGAAGGACCAUCGGUUUUGGCCGCCAGGGACAAAAGAAAGCAGGUUUCUAUCACUAUUCACUGUGGUGACGUUCCCGAAUGGCGGUUGCGCGGGUGCAUCGGGUGAUAACGGGACUUGCAUGACGGCGCGGGAGUGUACCGCACGAGGGGGCUCCGCUAACGGCUACUGUGCAAACGGUUUUGGACUUUGCUGCAUAUUUAUGACGUCAUGUGGAAGUUCGACUUCUGAAAAUGGCACAUACUUCGUGAACUCAGGAUAUCCAUCUGUGUACGAUGGCACGGGUUCAUGUGAACUAACUGUGAUCAAAUCCCAUCCUGAUGUUUGUCAAAUAAGGUUGGAUUUCAACCGGUUCUCCAUCGCUGGCCCAGAGCAGAUGCAUAACGUCUGCAACCAAGAUCAAUUCAUUGUGUCUGGAGGUAACCCUGUACCGGCUAUUUGUGGAAACAACCAGGGAAGUCACAUGUACAUCGAUGCUGGUAUCGGGAUGACCAAUCCAGUAAAGCUGACAUUCGUGACGAGUGGACCGACGUUUGAGAGACUAUGGAAGGUCAAAGUGACGCAGAUACCCUGCAGCACUAUAUACAAAGCUGACGAAGGAUGCUUGCAGUAUUACACUGGUGUGUCAGGACAACUAAGGUCCUUCAACUACGAUCCUGUAUCUGGUCUGCAGCUUAGUAACCAAGACUAUGGAAUCUGCGUGAGGAUGGAAAGAAAUUUCUGUGGAAUCCAGUACACCGCUUGCCCUGACACUGUAAACAAUCGUUCCCGAUCCUUCACAAUAAGCGGUAACAGUAAUACUCCAGUCAACGCUAUGAUUGGGUCAGGUGCUGGGCCUAAUAAUUGUGCCAAUGAUUGGCUGUUGGUACCAUGUGGCACGAACGUUGGACGAAUUCAACCAGCUCAAGCAUUGUGUACAGACAGAAUUUGCGGUGGAACCUUCUCAGCUGAGCUGUCGAUGCAAGCUUCUACUGUACUGAGUACAGUAAAACCCUUCCGUCUAUGGUUCCACACGGACAACAUUGAAGCGCCAGUGGAUGUCGGCAACCGAGGGUUCUGCCUCAACUAUGUGCAGCAGCCCUGCACCAACAACUUAGUUUAA
Molecule: messenger RNA, 1218 nt
Organism: Spodoptera exigua (beet armyworm)
Lineage: Eukaryota; Metazoa; Arthropoda; Insecta; Lepidoptera; Noctuidae
Source: the annotation of a GenBank genome assembly